Cololabis saira (Pacific saury) is the source of this 8267-nucleotide messenger RNA. It is a transcript of the gene greb1l, whose product is annotated as GREB1 like retinoic acid receptor coactivator. The transcript has 35 exons. Lineage: Eukaryota; Metazoa; Chordata; Actinopteri; Beloniformes; Belonidae. The coding region runs from base 333 to 6167 and encodes 1944 amino acids. Gene Ontology annotation, biological process: kidney development; multicellular organism development. The record is from RefSeq and is a predicted model, not a curated record.
GCAGACACGGCGGCUCCGGGAGUCGUGCAAGCAACUUCACGCACAGCCCCACAUUUCCCACGGGCAUGGCCACGUAACGACAUUUCAGAGUUUAACGAGAAAACCUGCUGUGAAGUGAAGAGGUGUUCCAAAAAUGCAACAUGACAUUUCUCCUGAAAAAGCUCGACUACAGAUAACUAUUUCACAUCCAUCUGUGCAUGAGGCAGUUGUCACCAAGGCCUUGCAGCAACAAAUGACAAGUCUUUGCUGAUUGUUUCUGCUGAGUGGUAAAGAUCCAGCAUGUAGCAGAAGUAAACAAGUCCCCUCACACCUGGGAGCAGUACAACUUUAUAAUGGGGAAUUCGUAUGCUGGGCAGCUGAAAUCUGCUCGAUUUGAGGAGGCCCUCCACAACUCGAUAGAGGCGUCGCUGCGCUCCAGCAGCGGAGAUCCGCAGCCCAUCUUCACGCAGCUCUACCUGGAGCCGGAGUCGUAUCCUGGUAACAUGGAAGUAGAUGUGAAGUCAAAAGCUCACAUAACGGCGCCUGAGUUUACGAACGGUCACUCCUCCAACGAUCCGGAGGAGCUGGAGGAUGACGACGACUCGGACAGCAGCAGUCCUCCGCUUCCCUAUCUGCAUACUCCUGCGCCAGAUGGCUGCUGCACGCUGGACGGAUUUUGUCAAGCUGGAAAGGACCUCCGCCUGGUCUCCAUAGCAACAGAUCCCAUCGAAGUCCCAGCAGGCUUUGAGCUGAUCGGUGCCAAGUCCCCCAGUGUCCCUGAGCACAUUUUGGUGUGUGCCGUGGACCGCCGCUUUUUGCCUGAUGAGAAUGGGAAGAAUGCACUUUUAGGUUUUUCAGGAAACUGUGUUGGCUGUGGUGAGAAGGGUUUCAGAUACUUCACUGAGUUUUCAAAUCACAUCAAUCUGAAGUUAUCCACCCAGCCCAAGAAGCAGAAGCACUUAAAAUACUACCUGGUGAAGAAUUCUCAGGGUGCUCUGUGCAAAGGACCCCUUAUCUGCUGGAAAGACAGUAAAAGCCGUCAGUUUUCCAGCAGUGCAUCGACAUCCAAACCAAGUUCGUCCUCCUCUCUGAGCGGCAAGGAAAACGGAGGCACCAGUGGGCACAGCUCCUCUCCCUUUUCCCUCUCAGAUUCUCCACCCAGCAGGACAGUACAAGCAUCCUCUGUCUUUUUUGGCAGCCAGGACCUUGGGAGAGACUGUAGUUUCCUCAAACCUCUGGCCUCCACUCCUGGAAUCAAGACUCUACCAAUAGUACCCACAGCUCUCAGGGUGAAUGGACCAAAUAAUGGCCUGGGUGUUGAUGUACAUCCUCCUUUGCUGAGCCCUUCCCAGGUGUCUUUAGGGCCUCCAGGACAGGGGCAUCGCACAGCGGAUCUAGGAGACAGUCCAGUGUCAUCUGCUAUGAACUCUGGUCCUCCAAAGAAGCGCCAUCGCAGCUGGCACCCCAGCUCAAUGGUGCCAGUCCCACCUACGGCUGUUCCUGUGCCAGCCAUUCGUCCUAUAAUUUGUUCUCCAGGUUCUGUCUUAGCAGUGUCGUCUCCUCAGCCGCCUGUAGCAGGUGUCAUCCAGCCACAGCCUGUCAGCGCUGGAGAAACAGUCAUCAUCCCCGACAACUUGCUCAGCUCUUCAGGGGUCCGUCCUGUCAUCCUCAUUGGGCAUGGCACUUUACCUUAUUUCUAUGGGAAUGUUGGCGAUAUCGUGGUGAGCCCCCUGCUGAUCAGCUGCUAUAAAAGCAGCCAGCUGACUGAAAAAACCCUGGAGACACUGGGCCUCCACAGCAGCCAGAUACUCAGCGUGGAGACCACGAUCCUACUCACUUUACAGUAUCUUGCACGUUUAGGGUCAGACCAGAUUCCUCUGAGGGAGGAGCUGGAGCAGAUAGUUUUGAAGGCCAUGUUGUGCUGUCCUGGGAGUCCUGCCAUCUCCCCGUCCCAGCUGCCAUGGCUGGCUCGGAUGGAAGCAAGCGUCUCUGGGGGCAGCGUCCAAGUGGUAGUUACCCACAACUCUCUGGGGGAGGGUAUUUCUGAGUCCCUGCGGUCUCUCAGUGAAGUUCCUCACCAUCAGCAGUGCCUGCCAACCUACGUGGUCAUUAUAUGUGCCUCAAAAAUGAGUGGCAACGAGUUCUGCGUGCUCGUUUUGGGAAAAUACCAAGCACGGGCCUUAGCUGAAGGCAUGCUGACAACAAAUGAGUUUCUGAAGGAAAUCAGCUACGAACUCAUCACAGGGAAAGUCAGUAUCCUGGCCUCUCACUUCAAAACCACCUCUCUUGGGGACAAUCUUGACAAGCAGCUGGUGCGAUACCAACGCAGACGGAAAGGACAGGUCAUCCUGCCCUUUCAGGGUGAUGUCACGGACCACAUCCACUCUCAGGAGGCUGCCAGCAUGUCACCAUCAUCAGACACAGCAGAGCUUCUGCAUAAGGUCUUUCAGAUCCAUUCAGCCCAGCUGAGCGUGGCUCGGAGCCUCCUUUCUCAAGUCUGCUCCAUUGCUGAUUCGGGAACCAAGAACCUGGACUUGGGCCGUUUUUGCAAAGUCGAUUUUCUUGUUCUGGUUCCACCAUCUCAUGUUCUGGUACACCAGACAGCACAGCGGAUCCGACAAUCAGGAGUGCUGGUGGACUUGGGGAAUGAAGAUGCCGCCACAGCGUACCAGAAAUCAGAAAAAUACGUGGUGCGUCUGGAUUCUGACGUUCACGCCAAGAUGGAGGUGUUCAUGAAGAAAGUCAAGCAGAACCCCUACACUCUGUUUGUCCUCAUUCAUGACAACGCACACGUUGACCUCACUAGUGCAUUGUCGGGCUCUGUGUGCCACGGGGAGCUGCAGGGUCUGGCUGACCGUGUGGUGAACUGCCAGGAAGUCCUAGAAGCCAUGAAUCUCUUGGUCCUGCAGGUUAGCUGCUUUCCUUACACCCUGCAGACCCACCAGUCCCGCAUCAGCAUCGCAAAUGAAAUUCACUGGCCGUCCAAUGAACGUCAGCAGAGGGAGCAGUCUCCUAAUGAGCUGGGGUACUUUGGACUGAGGGACUACAGCAGCUCCCUGCAGUGGGGCGUGGCCAGUCCUAUCCUGCGCUGUGACGAUGCCUUCGAGAAGAUGGUCCACACUCUUCUGGAAAGACAUCCACACCUACACAGCAUGGUGAUCCGCAGCUACCUGCUGAUUCAGCAGUACACCGAGGCCAUGAUGGCUUUGACCUCCUCCCCUUCACUGAGGGACCACAUAACCCCAGAGACCCUGGCCAUGGUGGAGGACCUGAUCAACACUCCAAGCAGAGAGGGCGCUCAGGGCCGCGGCCACAUGUUGCUGGUCCGCGUCCCCUCCCUGCAGCUGGCCAUGUUGGCCCGAGAGAGACUGGAGGACGUGAGGGACAAACUGGGGCUCCAACUGUGCUUCGCAGUGCUGCUGGGCAGUCCUGCAUCUGAAAUCAACCUGCCCAGAUACUUUGCCAACCGCCUCAGGGCAUGGCGGGGCUGCGAGAAUGAAGACUGGGUACCGCACACAUACGAGGAUCUGGAAGGGCUCCCAUGCAUCAUCAUCCUCACAGGGAAAGAUCCUCUUGGAGAGACUUUUCCCAGGUCUCUGAAAUACAGCGACCUGCGUCUGAUAGACUCCAGCUACUUGACUCGUACGGCCCUGGAGCAAGAGGUGGGUCUGGCCUGCACCUAUGUGUCUACGAGCGUGGUCCAGGAGCCCAAGACGGCCAUGACGCCUCGAGAAUCUGAUGUAGAGAAGACCUCCACUGGUUUGAAUGAUGGAGAUGAGCUUGAGAGACCACAGAGCAAUGGCAGUGCUGCAACCAGAACGUCUGGUUCUCUGGCUGAAAAUGGCGUGAGCUCAUCUGACAUUGUCGACUCUUCUCAGAAGCCCUCCACCUCCACCUCACUCCCCGAAGGUGUCGUCACCUCAGACAUAGGCACAUUAACACAAGGAUUCAAGCAGGAGUGCGACUCUCUGGGAAGCCAGCUUUCCUCCAACCCUUCCAAGACCUCCAACGCCCCUCCGUCCCUUUACUCCAGCUCUUCAUCCUCCUCCCCCUGUACAUCCUCCUCUUCCGCCCAGAGGCCGAGCCAGUCCUCACACUGCGGUCGAGCAUCCAAAUCCUCCAGGGUGUUACCACGGACCGUCAUUUUGUCACGAGCGGCAUACAACCUGCUGGCCGGGGAACCGGGGAGUCAACUGAGCUCCUUCUCACUGCUGCCUCAUGCAGACGUGGCCUGGAGCAGCCCGCUGAGGCCCGUCAUCACCCACAACCAUCAGGGGGCCGAGCAGAGCGUGUACUACCGCCAGUGGACCGCUGCCAGGCAACAUCAUGCUGAUUACGAAGCGUCACGUCUGCCACAUCCACGACGACUCCUGCUCUGUGGACCCCCCCAGGUGGGAAAAACUGGCGCCUACCUGCAGUUUCUCCGUAUCCUGUUUCGUAUGCUCAUCAGACUCUUGGAGGUGGAUGUGUAUGAUGAGGAAGCGGAUGAGGAGGAAGAAACUUCAGAGGGUAUCACUCCAGCAAAUAUCCAGUGGCCUGAUAUUGAGGAUGUUCGAAAAUUACAGUUUGACCCCAACCCCCGAGAUCCUAAGUUCAAACAGGCCAGUCCUGUUUACUCAGACAAGAUGCCCAAGCGCUUAAAAGAUUUCAAACAAGAAGGAGAGAACCAAACACAACCCAAACGAGUGAUCAGAUCGAUGCGGCUCAGCAGGUUUGCAGCCCACAACGCUUUUCAUCACUGCGAGCAGUGCCACAACUACUGUGAGGCAGGGCCAGCCACACAGCUGUCGGAAUGCACCUUCCACGCCUUCACCUUUUGCUCGUCCAUGUUGGGAGAGGAGGUUCAGCUCCAGUUUUUCAUUCCUAAAGCCAAGGAGCAGCACUUUGUUUUCAGUCAGCAGGGCAGCCACCUGGAGUGCUUGCGACUGCCUCUGAUCUCCACCAAGGGCCCCGAUAUUCUCAAGAGUCCUAUCUUCAUCCCAACAACGGGGCGCCAGGAGCACGGCCUGCUCAACCUGUUCCAUGCCAUGGAAGGCGCCAGUCACCUUCACAUUCUCGUAGUCAAACAGUUUGAGAUGCCUCACUACAGGAAGUACUGGCCCAACCACAUCCUGCUCGUCCUGCCUGCGAUGUUCAACAACGCUGGAGUCGGUGCUGCUCGCUUCAUGAUCAAAGAGCUGUCAUACCACAACCUGGAGCUGGAGAGAAACCGGCUGGAGGAGCAAGGUGUCAAGAGACAAGAUGUAUGGCCUUUCAUCGUCAUGAUGGACGACUCCUGUGUACAGUGGAGCACCUACCAGUCAGCAGAUGGAAGUGACACAUCUGAUGGAAGUUCAACCUUCGCCAACGUGUCGCUGAAGACGGUGCUUCAGCACAUGGAGAGCACACCAAAGAUCUCACUGUACGCCAUGUGUGGCAUUCGCAAGUGGAGCAGUAGCCUGGUUCGCAAGUCGUCUAGUAACCCCUUCAGCCGAUGUCACCUUCAUGACUUUGUCAUGCUCAAUGUGGACCUGACACAGAAUGUGCAGUAUGACCUCAAUCGGUAUGACUGCGAGGAGGUGGACUUCAAUCUGAGGAUUAAUAGCAGUGGGCUGCUGCUGUGCCGCUUCAACAACUUCUACCUGAUGAAGAAACACAUUCCAGUCGGGGGAAAUAAAGACUUCAUAGUCAAACCUAAACUCAUGGAAAUAGAAAACCCAGCUCCGUUCAGCCCAUCACAGUACGUCUGCGCCCCAGACAGCGAGCAGACCCUCUUAGAUGCCCCGGCCCAGUUCCUGCUGGAAAGGUUCCUGCAGAGCUGCAGCCACAGAUUGUUUCCGAAGGCCGUUCAGAACAGAAACAACCCAGUUCUGUCCAUUGACAGCUACCUCAACCUCAGCCCGGAGAUUUCUGUGUGCUACAUCAACUCUCGUCCACACUCCACCAACCUUAACCACCUGGGUCUGGUGUUCAGUGGCCUGCUGCUUUAUCUCUGUGACUCCUUCGUCGUCUCUGGACUCCUCAAGAAGUUCAGCUUUCUCAAAGGUGCCACUCUCUGUGUGAUCUGCCAGGACCGGAGCUCCCUGCGUCAGACCAUCGUCCGGCUGGAGCUGGAGGACGAGUGGCAGUUCCGUCUGCGGGACGAGUUUCAGACAGCCAACUGCAGCGAGGAUCGACCUCUCUACUUCUUGACUGGCCGCCACAUUUGAUCCAGUAACCGCCCCAAGUGUACUGUUCUACCGAACAGACGUAAUCAGAAAUAAAGGGAACAGUCCAUCAACCACACCUCUCGCCAGGCCAGCGGAUGUGGCCGUUGUUGCAUAUUUACUACCACAAUGCACUAUUCCUGUCGCCAAACAGGUUCCUUCAAAUCUCACUUGCCACUAGACUUGUCUCCACUUUGGCUUGUUCGACUGAAGAAGACUGCUGGGGGAAUUAAAGAAAAUAGCACAGCGGAAAUUUUAACUUUGUUUUGUUCUCGAAGUUUGAAAAAAAAGGAUGCCCUACAAUCGAUAAAAGGACUAUUUAAAGGUUGCGUGUGUCCAUGAACUUUGCAUCCGGUGUGUCCAGCCCUGGACAUACAAGUUUAUCUCAGGGUUUUGAACGUGGGAGGUCUAAGGGACGUGACUGAAAAGCAUUUUUCCUCCUUGUUCAGUGUACAUUCGGCAUUAACUUACACUGGCACCAAAGACUCAGCUGCACCUUGCCUUUUCCAUUUGCUUUCGUUAGGUUAUUGCACCCGCUCUGCUCUGAAACUCCAUAAAUUAUGUUGACUGGCAAAAUAUGUAUAAAAAACUGAACUAGAAUUGGUUUGUAUUGAAUUUCAGAUACUACUCUUUUAUCCGUGGGGUUUAAACAUUAAUAGACUAUUUGAUCUAGCACAUUUAAACUUUUGUGCCUCUAAAUAUUUAUGUGGCAAGGAUAAUCUUUCUGACAGAAGGCUGUCUGACUGUGGUUGUAGAGUCUGAUUUAUCAAGUCACAACUAUGGAAAUUUCAAGGCUGUGACUUUUCAAGAAUGUAUCACUUUAAUGUUGUUUUAUGGCUUAAAUAUAAAAUUGAUGAUUUUAGUCCGUUAUUUAAAACCCAGACUUAGACUCAGAUAUAUUGUUUUUAAAAACCCAUGUGUUAACAUGCAAUGCCAAUCAGACAAAGCAACACAAACCCAUGUGAAAGAAACAUUGUGCAUUACGCAUUUACUGACCUAAAUGCAGUCUGUAAAUACAAUUUGAUAAUAACCAAGCCCCUUCACUGCCAAUGAUCUCGAGAUUGAUUGUACUUUGACCAUUUUCGCUGCCAUUUUUAGUACUUUAAACUGGUUUCUCCAGGACAAAAAAAAAAAGUGUCAAAAGCAGCUUCCCAGGUCAGUUUAUAUACUUGAAUGUGUCUUUUAAGGUGUUUACUCCACAGAACUGUCCAAAGAACAUGCCUUAAAUGAUGUUUCACACAGGCACGAGUCACCCGUUUUUCAAACCGACGAGACUGAAGAGUUUAACUGCGAGGCAAAGAGAUGUUUGUCCAAAGUAAAGCAAGAUGAUAUAAUUGGAUUUUGGACUACUGUACUGUUUAAAGCUUUGUUUACAUUAUUAAUAUAUUAUAGCUCACCCCCUGAACCACUGAGGGUUACUGAUGUUCUUCUUUUUUUUUAGUCUUGUGUAACUUUUGCCAGUAUAUUUUGGUUAUGUCUUUCUGCAUUUUAUGUUGCGAAGGCACAAAGAAUCUACCUAGAUAUAUCUUUAAACAUAUGUCUGUAUCGCUCUCUGUUCUUGUGUUGGAUUUUUAUUUUAAAUGAAAAUCAAGUCCACGAGAGAUUUUUAUUUAUUUGACAAGUAUUUCGGACGGAUAAUCAUAUUGAAGUGUGAUAUGUGAUUGCAUGCUAAAGGGGUGGGCACUUCCCCCUUCAAAACCAACCACGAUGGCUUUGCACAGGAAGUAGAACGGUAGAUUCACUGAUCUACCAAGUGUCACCUAGGGGUAGGAAAAGUGAACUUGCACUAUUCAAGUUACCAGCCUGAAAAAUAGAAACAAAAUAAUUGUUCCCCCCCGAAUUAGUCCAGAAAUAUGACUGGUGAUCAAAACAUUUUUGUCAUUCUCCACCAGUCUGUAGAAUGGGUGUUUCUUUUUGAUAAUUUAAUACGUAAUAUGCAACUUGCUCUCACAAUCCUCACUGAAACGUGUUUGAUGUGUUUGUGCAGCCUGGUGGUAGCCUCUGUGCCUGGUUGAUCUACCUCAUGUUUACCAUUGUGGUCGCCAGCUGUGAAUAAUAUAACAGUAGAGCCCUGCUAUUGAUGUUGAAAAUUUAUGAAUGUAA